Messenger RNA from Lucilia sericata (common green bottle fly), 1878 nucleotides. RefSeq names its product steroid receptor RNA activator 1. The transcript is spliced from 2 exons. The record is from RefSeq and is a predicted model, not a curated record. Gene Ontology annotation, cellular component: nucleus. Gene Ontology annotation, biological process: regulation of transcription by RNA polymerase II. Bases 209 to 1084 code for a protein of 291 amino acids. Lineage: Eukaryota; Metazoa; Arthropoda; Insecta; Diptera; Calliphoridae.
GCCUGUUCUAAGCCGCCGCCGUUAGUGUUUGACGGCGUAGGUCAUUGAGAGACGUCACUGCACAAGCAAUUGAUUUUAUUUUUAAUGUAAAAAAAAGUUAAAAUUUAGUGAUAUAAAUUUAUUAAAAAGUUGAGCAAAUAACAAAUAACUUUAGACAAAAAACAAAUAAUUGAUUUAUAAAGAAACUAAAACACAAGAAGAAAAAAACAUGGCUGAUAAACCACCAACAACAGCAAUGCCAGCAGCCAGUGAACCAUUUCCAGGUUCCCGCACACCCGGCUGGAAUGAUCCACCCACAUUGGCCUAUAAUCCGCUGUCGGCCUCCUCGGGCGGUGGCCCUGGACGGCCACGUAUUAAUCUCAAUAAAAGAGUAGCUUAUCCUUUGCAAGGUACCGUUACGCCCACGGCUAGCUUAACAAAACCCACAGCGGUGGUGCUACCAAAUCAAGCUAGUGCUGGUCUGCCACCACCACCACCACCCACAACGGCAUCUAUAAUGCAACCCGUGGCUGUAGUACAUCCCAUGCCACACAAUGCUAGUGAACAGGAAAAUAUAACUCUACCCACAGAUGCUGUCAGCAGCAGCUUUCGUUGCCUAAGGGAGCGAGUUCCUUUGGUGCAAGAAUCCAUAAAUGUACGCCGUGAGGAGAUUGAAAGGCGCUUGGGUGUUAUAGAACAACUUUGGCAAACGGGUAAUUUGAGUGCGGCAGUGCAACAAAAAAUCUAUCGUUUAAGUCAGGCCGUUUCAAGACGUUCUUACAAUGAGGCCAUGGAAAUCUAUACAUCGCUAGUAGCAAAUCAUGCCAAUGAAUGUACUUCCUGGGCUGUAACACUACGACAUAUUGUCUUGACAAUACCGAAUAAUAAUUCGGCAUCCGCUAGCGGCCAUGAGUUCAUGAUCAAUGCCGCUAAUAGCACGCCUCUGCCGGCUGUUAAUCAUGCUACAGGAAGCUCAAAUUUAGUUACUGCUGUACCCACCAUGACUGUUACCGCUAUGCCACGUUCCUCAACGGAAGAAAACCCUUUAUCCUCCUCCGCCAACUCGACUUCAGCUCCCGCCAUCUCUAGAGUUCAGCAUAUAUGAUAAACAUUUUAAAAACUAUCCCAAACACAGUAAUAUUUUAGCAAUAAAAACACACUUUCCAAGCCAAUUUGAAAUUUUAACAUUUUGAACACGCAUUUAAAAGUUUUAAACUUUUGUUCCUCUUAAUUUGUGGCUAUUUUAAAUCAACCCCCUCCAUUUUUUCAUUAAUAAAUCUUUUUCUCAAAAUAUUUCUCUUUAAAAAGGAAAUACAUAAUAAAAAAACAGAAUUUUACUAAAAUAAUUUCUGCUUUUAACAUAAACAAAUUAUUAAAGGUUCAUAACAAACCUUUGUAAAUUUUAGACUAUUAUUGCUCAUUUGCAACUAUUCCCCGCCCGGCUCUUCCUAAGUUUUAUUUUCUUUAUGUAUCAUAGUAUUUUUUAGCUCUUUUUUUAUUCAUAUUUUUAGCAAUUCUUGCAAUAUAGUUUUUCUUUUUUUGCUAUUUACUUUUACCAACUCUCAACUUUAGUUUUUAAUUUAUUGAAUUUGUGUCUUUUUUUAGGUAAAAAAAGGCUAAACAAAAAAAAAAAUAUCUAAAAAUCUUAGUUAAGCUUGAAUUCCAACAAAUAAAAUCUAACAAAAAUUACUUAAGAAUUAUUAAUUUUUCAUUUCAACUGAAAAAUCUACUUUUUAAUUGUCUAACAAGAAAAAAAUAAGAUGCAAAACAAACAAAAAGUUUGAAAGAAAAUAAUAAUAAAAAAAGAUGUGAAAAAUUAAAAGAGCGAAUGUUUUAAUAAAUUUUUUAGUUUUAAGAAAAUAUGUUGCAUUUUUAAAUAAAAAUGUUACUUUGAAAACU